AUGCCCACAGUUCAGCUUUAUGUCUACGACCUUAGUAAUGGGCUCGCAAAGCAGCUUUCACGACAAUUAACCGGAAAGCAGAUAGACGGUGUAUGGCACACAUCUGUCGUUAUCUUUGGCAAGGAAGUCUUUUAUGGUCAGGGCAUCUCUAUCACCGCCCCAGGGCAAUCUCAUCAUGGAAAUCCGCUGCACGUAGUCGACGUGGGAGAAACUGCGCUGGAUGAGGAGACCUUCAAUGAAUAUCUCGAGGAGAUGCGUGAUGUAUACACGGCGGAUAAAUACCAUCUUCUAGACUUUAACUGCAACUCUUUCACGAAUGACUGUGUUGGGUUUUUGACGGGAGGUUCUAUCCCUGCGUGGAUCAAAGACCUCCCAUCUGAUUUCCUGUCAACACCGUUUGGAGCCGCCCUACGACCCACCAUCGAUUCCAUGUUCCGCCGACCCACUCCUGGCGCCGCUUCUCCUCCGGCUGCCCCAUCCCCAGGUGCUAUGCAGCAAGCUGCCGCUGCAUCGCCCAACCCGGCUCUCGCGUCUGCCCUUCUUCAAGCCGUGGCAUCGCAGGCCAUGUCCACAGGUUCCCUUUCCGUCCCUACCUCGCUGCCUCGCACGCCCACCGCCGGUAGUGCGACAGUCGCGGCGCCCAUCCACAUGUGCACAAACUCGUCGGCUCUCCACGGCAUUUUGCAGUCGCACCGAGCGGCUGUGGUCUUCUUCACCUCUGCGACAUGCGGGCCUUGCAGGAUGAUCGAGCCCGUCUUCGAGGAGCUUUCGCACAACAAGACGCACGGCAACGGAGGCGGGAAAACGGCGUUCGUCAAGGUAGACAUGGCGGGGAUGGGUAACCAGGUUGGCGCGGAGUAUGGUAUUCGGGCAACUCCGACAUUCUUGUUCUUCUUGGACGGCAAGAAGAUUAAUGAGGUUAAGGGUGCAAAUGCGGCAGAGCUGCGCUCGCAAGUAGACAUGCUCCUCUUUCAAGCAUUUCCGCCGCACCCACACACAAAGCUGUCACUACGUGCAGUAGAAGCGUUGUCAACCGACCCUAUCUUGUUUACCCAAGUACCGGCUCUCGAUACCGUGGCCACCAAAUUCGGUACCUUCAUCGACGCCGCGACCCCUUCGGAGCAGUUGACGACCGCUAAGGCCACUAUCUCCACCUCUUUCUUGCCUUUCCUUAAGACGCGGUUCGCCGACUCAGGAUCCGCAAGCAAAAAGCCGGCUGUACAAUGCACGCCUCAGAUGUUAGCUCAGUGGACGACUGCCACCACCUCCCUCGUGAACGUCCUAUCCCCAGCCCAACUGUUCCCACUGGUCGACAUGUGGCGCCUCGCCUUGCUUGAGGAGUCCGUAGCAACUUGGCUGGCGACAGCACCCACUCCCAGCGCGCUCUCCCUGCUGCUUAAUAAGGGGGCGCAGGUCCUGGACACCGCGGACCCUGCUCAAAAGACCGCGGGCCGGAACUACCUCCUCACCCUCCUCCGUCUACUCGCGAACGGCUUCGCCCACGCUGCGCUCGCCCAAUCGCUCCUCGCGCACGCACCCGCGGGCAAGCGCGCCCUGGUGACGUGUGUCGUCGUGGCUUGCCUGCUCUUCGGGGACGCGGCGGUGCGCACGGCGGCGGCGAGCGUCGCGUUCGACGUCGCGGCGACGCUGCAGCGGAGUCGCGUAGAGCGAGUCACGGGCCGGGCGGCGAGCACGGGGAUGGGACACAUUGAGGUGGCAGAGGACGAGGAGUGGGAGGUGGAGAUGGUUAGCGCGGUCCUGGAGGCGCUGACGAACGAGACCCAGAGCGAGGAAGUCGUGCAUCGAUUGGUCGCGGCUCUGGCGUUCUUGCUGCGCCUGAGUCCGUCUUACGAGGGCCAGUUGGCUCCGUUGUUGGAGGUUUUGCAGGCACGGGAGACACUGAAGAGCAAACUCGCGAAGGGCGGUUGUGGCGAGAGCGGUGUGCAAAAGGCCGAGGUGCGAAAGCUGAUUGAGGAAGUCGCGGACAAGCUCUGUUCGUGA
Molecule: messenger RNA, 2001 nt
Organism: Epithele typhae
Lineage: Eukaryota; Fungi; Basidiomycota; Agaricomycetes; Polyporales; Epitheliaceae
Product: DUF862-domain-containing protein
Exons: 8
Coding region: 1-2001 (666 amino acids)
Biological process (GO): protein modification by small protein removal
Molecular function (GO): peptidase activity
Source: RefSeq, a predicted model, not a curated record